GGUUGGGAACCACUGGUCUAAGGUCUCUUUUUCACUUGCCAGCGGACUCUGUAAACAUCAAGAUCUUGAAUGCUGGAGCGUGGUCACGCAGCUCAGAAAAAGUGUUCGUGUCUCUGCCCACUGAGCUGGAAGACCUCAUCCCUGAGGUGGAGGACUUCUACAAGAAAAACCACAGCGGCCGCAAACUCCACUGGCAUCACCUCAUGUCCAAUGGCAUUAUCACGUUCAAGAAUGAAGUAGGGCAGUAUGACCUGGAGGUCACAACCUUUCAGCUGGCUGUACUUUUUGCCUGGAACCAAAGACCACGAGAGAAGAUCAGCUUUGAGAAUCUGAAACUUGCCACUGAGCUGCCUGACGCUGAGCUGAGGAGAACUCUCUGGGUAAGAGCAUCACGGAGUACGUUUACAUGGACACCAAUACUCCAAUUAAGACAAUACUCUGAUUAAGAGUCUACCAUGUAA
This is a messenger RNA of Danio rerio (zebrafish), 461 nucleotides long. The record is from RefSeq and is a predicted model, not a curated record. NCBI's taxonomy places the organism in Eukaryota, Metazoa, Chordata, Actinopteri, Cypriniformes, Danionidae.